This is a messenger RNA of Oryza sativa Japonica Group (Japanese rice), 1332 nucleotides long. The record is from RefSeq and is a predicted model, not a curated record. NCBI's taxonomy places the organism in Eukaryota, Viridiplantae, Streptophyta, Magnoliopsida, Poales, Poaceae.
AGGAGCUGAGCGGGUGGAGCUAGCUCGAUCUCGCCGCGCGCGCUCAGCUCGUCGACAAGGCAGCGUGCACCCACCAAGAUAGCGGGAUGAUCCAGUGAGCGCGUGGAGGCGGUGUUUGAUUCUAGAUUGUUCUAGAACCGAACGAGCGAGCUUAGCUAGCUAGCUAGCUGCUGCUGCUUCGAUCGAUCGGUCGUUGCCUCAUGCAGGAGUUCCAGUCCAUCCCGGGGCUCGCCGGGCGGCUGUUCGGCGGCGCGGCGGCGGCUGACAUCCGGCGCGCGCAGGCGCAGCAGGGCCCGGCGUCGCGGUGCGGCGGGAUACCGUCGCCGGAGGCGGUGAAGUGCCCGCGGUGCGAGUCGACCAACACCAAGUUCUGCUACUACAACAACUACAACCUCUCGCAGCCGCGCCACUUCUGCAAGAGCUGCCGCCGGUACUGGACCAAGGGCGGCGUCCUCCGCAACGUCCCCGUCGGCGGCGGCUGCCGCAAGACCAAGCGUAGCGGCAGCUCGUCCGCUGCGUCCUCGGCCCCGUCGACGCCGACGGCGGCAACUGACAACGCCAAGAACCAGCGGCGCGCCUCGGCGUCGUCCCCACGAUCCAGUAGCGGCGGUAGCGGCAACACGAGCCCCACGGCCGCCGCGGCGACGACCCCGACGACACCGGCCACGCCGUCGUCGAACACCAUCGCCGUCAUAAACCACGCGACGACGACGACGACGACGACGAACCCCUUCCCGACAGACGUGCCACCUCCGGCGCCGAUUUUCGCCGACCAAGCGGCAGCGCUCGCGUCACUGUUCGCCCCUCCUCCGCCGCCGCCUCUCCCGGUGUUCAGCUUCGCAGCGCAGGCGAAGACCGAGGACGGGAUUGCCUCCGUUCUACUCGCCGGACAGACGACGGCGCCCACUGCCGCCACCGUUGCCGACAUGACGCCGUUCACGUCGCUGGACGCGGGGAUCUUCGAGCUCGGCGACGUGCCGCCGGCGGCGUACUGGAACGCCGGGAGCUGCUGGACGGACGUCCCGGACCCGAAUGUCUACCUACCCUAGCUCGGUGUAGUUACUCAUCACGAUCACCUUGAUUAAGUCUUUGAUUAAGCUGUGGUUAAAACGCUUCUUAAGGACGACCACUAGCUACCACUAGUAUGUCUUUUACUACUACAUUCAUCUACUCUACUGUUCUCCCUGUAAGUUUUUUUCUUCUUUUCCUUGUCUUCUCUAGCUGCACUUCUGCUGCUGCAAAGGUACGUGUAACUGUCCAAGAAAGCUAACAUUUGUGUAUCUACUGCACGCGUGAAAAAAAAAAUCUGAAUUGGAUCGAUCAUUGUUGCAA